CUGCUGGUUGGUGGUGUAGCUGUGCUGCUAACGCUGCUGCUGCUGAUGGCCGGGGUCUGUAGGGCAGCUCUGAGCCACUGCCGCUCCGCUCGGGUUGUUGAAGGGUGACCGGGAUGACCCGCCGGGUUACUGAAUGUUUCCUCAGUGAGUAAUCUGCUGCCUUCCUGACCGAACCUGCCUUGGCAAUGGACCCAGUGGUGCUGAGUUAUCAGGACAGCCUGCUCCGGCGCUCUGACGUGUCCCUGCUGGACGGCCCACACUGGCUGAAUGACCAGGUCAUCGGUUUCGCCUUUGAGUAUUUUACCACAGAGCGCUUUAAAAGCCUGGGCGAUAAGGUCUGUUUCAUCAGCCCUGAGGUCACCCAGUUCAUCAAGUGUGCCUCCUGCCAUGAGGAGCUCGCCCUGUUCCUCGAGCCACUGAGGCUGCCUUCCCGUCGCUGGGUCUUCUUGGCCGUCAACGACAACUCCAACCAGACGGCCGGCGGCUCCCACUGGAGCCUGCUUCUGUUCCAGCGAGACACGGGGCACUUCUCCCACUACGACUCACAGAGCGGCGGCAACUCCCUGCACGCCCGCCGCAUCGCUGCCAAGCUCGAGACUUUUUUGGCCGCUGGGAGCAAAGUCCCCUUUGUAGAGGAGCCGUGUCCAUCACAGCAGAACAGCUACGACUGUGGCAUGUACGUCAUCUGCAACACGGAGGCUCUGUGUGAGAGCGUGCGAGUGGGGAGCUGCGCUCGCCUCCCUGCCCAGACUAUCACACCCACUUACAUCACGAGGAAGAGGACAGAAUGGCACUCGCUAAUUCAGAGACUCGCUAGGGACUGAAUAGAUUGAAUGGCAAUUCAAUAAGCAUUUUACGCUUAGAUUGACAUUAGUUUGGGGUGGUUAUUCAGGUCCAGGAGGGCCAGAUUCACAGUUUUGUGAUUUUCACGCACUAGCUCUGCCAAUUUAUCUUAACUGGAAAUUGCCAGGUUUAGUAGAUCUGUUAUUAUUGCAGGGAAGUUGGCUUUGUGGUGUGGAGUGUGUGACUUCACCCUCUGUUGCCCACCCCUGCUUUAGGUUAAAGCUGUGUCCUAAACUUCACCCUAUUCACUGUUCCCUACACAUGAAAAACAGAUAUAUACUAUGGCACAAUCCCAUUUCUCUUUUGUACCCAUACUCAUUGUUUUUGAGUGUAACUCUUCCCAUUGGAUCAGAGUUACAAGCGAAAGAAGUGAAAUCGUCCCCUUAAAAAUUGGCUAGAGCACCCGAUACAGAUAUACAGCAGUAGAGCGCUUCUUUCCUAAGUUUAGCAACCUAGCUGCUGGUUAACUAGUUAAUUUUAGGUCAUUGUAUGUCUUCAGAAAGUGAGCAGGUGGUGCCGCAAUUAAUUAUUAUUGUUCAUUCCUCCAUGUGAUAAGGAGCUUAAAUUAGCUUUUAGUAUAUUUUUCCAUUCCACCUUAUAUGCUGCAGCCUCAGCUGUCUCUUGCACCAUUUAAGGUGGAACAGGAAAGUCAGCUAACUAGCUACUAAGACAGACUACUAGCAAUUUUUUUAAUGCAUGUUAUGAAGAAAAUGGCCACAAAACAUUGAAACUACUUUCAUUUAACAGGAAAAAUACUCAAAUUUGUUUUGUUUUUUUUGGUCACUUGUGCCGCCACCUUGCCAGUGAUUUCUUAGCCCUCUCUUUAGAUUUUGCCUCUGAAAAAUCUCUGUUUAAAGGGUCAUGUAGCCCUGACACUCCCUCCUACCCCUCCAGCCUAAUAAGAAUCACCCUUCUCCCAGACGUGUACGUGCAGAACAGAUGGAUGGGGCCAAUGAGUGAAAUGGGAUUUUGUCUAUGUAUACAGAUAUAUACUAUAUACAGCACCAUUACUAUACACACAAAGGAUUAUGGGUAUUCCAUGUUCAAAGGGUACAUUGUCUGCAAAUGUUUAUUAUUAUUGAGCACUGAAAGUUUGGCACUAUGUUUUUAGACACAACAAUUCAAAAUAGGUUAACCCCAAAUUAGUGCAGGAUAUAGUAAAUAUGGAACAGUUUUGGACACAGCUUGGGUGUUUGGCUAAUAGGGGUGUAAAUGUCUUAAUUAAAAUUGUUAGUGAUUCAGUAUGGCACAAUACUAACUUUUUUUUUUUUUUUUUUUUGCUGUACAAAAUGAUUUGAUCCAUUGUAGGGCUGGGCAAUAUAUCAGUAAAUAUCAGUUAUUUAUUUCUGUUUACGAUCUACCAAUAUACUGAUUUAAUUCUGAAAUUAUAUCAGCAACUCUUUGUUUUUUAAAUUUUUUGCUUUGGUAAAUUUUGGAAAUUGCAUUAAGGCCUUAAAAUGAGUGAAUGUUACACGAGUGUUAUUGUAAACAAUCUUUGCAUUUGAAUGAUCACCCUCAGAUUGUUGCAUGCUACAUUUUUGCACCUCUUUUGGCUUACAAUGAAAGCCAGUACCUACAGUAAUACAUGAUUUAUGCUCCUGCACAACAAUAGACACUCUAGUAAUAAACAGCAUGUUCUGCUACCCAGAGAAAUCUCAUCAGAACACAACGCACUGCUUAUCAUUUAUACCCUGUCACUCUUUCUGUCUGUCUAUACCGUGCUCUGCCACUGAUGCUUCAACAACAAGCAGGAACUCUAUGGAGAACAUGAUCAGCAGCACAAGCUCAGAGACUGUGAUUGUAAGCUACGGGAGAUUAGUAGCUGCGUGGAGUUUAGCCUCUGACAUGUUGAGAUGAAUGUGACACUUGUUUACAAGACUUUUCGCUCAGGGUUAUUUCCAGAAGAAAACAGAAGAAAGAAUGUGGUCUGUGUUGCAGAUUUACAGUUGGAGGACAAUGUGCGACUGUCCCUCGUGAACACUCUGUGCUGUACACGUGAGCUCGAAUGCAACUCCUGUUUUCUUAACGUCCCGGUUCUCUGCUGCCAUAAGCAAUGUGUUUCUGCUGCUUACACACGCCAGAGUGUAAGCUUGACUGAGAAAAUGCAGAUUUUGUCAGUGUGCAAGUGCAUUCAUGUUCUGAACAGGCAAAGCACUUUCUGACCUCGCAGCGAAUGCACGACAUUUUGUAUCUUCAGCUUUUCUCGUGGUAACGAAUGACGCAAACAAGAAUCGCCUCAUUGAGUCUUGUCAAAUAAAGCAUCUGUUGCAUGGAUGGAAACCUGA
Molecule: messenger RNA, 3128 nt
Organism: Astyanax mexicanus (Mexican tetra)
Lineage: Eukaryota; Metazoa; Chordata; Actinopteri; Characiformes; Acestrorhamphidae
Gene: senp8
Product: SUMO peptidase family member, NEDD8 specific
Exons: 2
Coding region: 186-824 (212 amino acids)
Biological process (GO): proteolysis
Molecular function (GO): deNEDDylase activity; cysteine-type peptidase activity
Source: RefSeq, a predicted model, not a curated record